Pungitius pungitius (ninespine stickleback) is the source of this 1375-nucleotide messenger RNA. Its product is annotated as tumor necrosis factor receptor superfamily member 10B-like. The record is from RefSeq and is a predicted model, not a curated record. NCBI's taxonomy places the organism in Eukaryota, Metazoa, Chordata, Actinopteri, Perciformes, Gasterosteidae. Bases 174 to 1244 code for a protein of 356 amino acids. The transcript has 8 exons. Gene Ontology annotation, cellular component: cell surface; plasma membrane. Gene Ontology annotation, molecular function: protein binding. Gene Ontology annotation, biological process: TRAIL-activated apoptotic signaling pathway; positive regulation of apoptotic process.
GACUCCCUCUCCCACGUUAGAGAAAGCAAUGACCUUUGACCUUUGCCCGCUCAUCACCCGAGUGUUGCUUGCUUGCAGGAACCUACGUGCAGAAGGGAUGCGAAAGAGACCACGAGUCGGGCACCUGCCCCCCCUGCGAGCACGGACGGACCUACACGGAGCACUCCAACGGCAUGAACCGCUGCUUGCCCUGCACGCACUGCCGCUCAGACGAGAUUCGGACGGCUCCCUGCACCACAACCACGGACACCAUCUGCCAGUGCCGAGCCGGCACCUUCUGCGUCCCGGACCAGGCCUGCGAAGUCUGCAAGCGCUGCGCCAAGUGUAAGCAGGGGGAGGAGGAGGUGAAGAAGUGCACGCCGUUUUCCAACACCGAGUGUCACAAGCGGGACCGGUCCCCUACGGAGACCCCGCCGGGCCUCCCCACCACGACCGCCGCCGCCGCCGGCCCGGCAGACAGCGUUGCUCCCGUGUGGAUCUCCCUCGCCGCCGUCGCCGUCGCCGUGGCUGCCGCCAUCUUUGCUUGGUGGCUCUUGGUCAAGCGGCGCCCGUGCGCGACGCCCUGUUCGGGGAGCCACUGUGACUCCAGGGAGAUCGUGAAGAUUCCCAUCGACGAGAGCGGCGCCACGGCCGAGGAGAGGCAGAACGACCAGAACGCCGGCCUGGAGGGCGAGGAGCGCCGCCCGGAGUCCCGCCCCCUGCUGCAGGAGACCGGGAUGACCAAGGCCUCCCCUCCCCUGGAAGACGAGGACCGGGGGCUCGGAGACAGCUUGCCCAACACCACCAGCUCCUCUCAGACCAGCCUGUCGGCCCUGCCCACCGCCGCCUCCUCCUCCUCCGGGGACCCCGCGCACAGCCCCCAGCAGAGCCCCGCCGCCGCCCGCCCGCCGCCGCCGCCAGACACGGAUGAUCCUCUGCAGCAUCGAUUGGUGCCUGUACAAGGGUCCGAGAAGUCCCUGAAGAAGAGCUUCGACUUGUUCGACGAGUACCUGGACGUGCGGAUCCACAACAAGUUCUUCAGGCUGAUCGGCGUCAGCGACAACCACAUCCGCAUCGCCGAGGGCGGCGCCCCCGCCGACAAGGUGUACGAGCUGCUGAAGAGCUGGAUGCAGCGGCGGGGGCUGAAGGCGGACAUCAACGACCUGCUGGAGGCCCUGCUCAGCAUGGACCAGCGGCGCUCCGCCGAGAGCAUCGCCUCGGCGGCCCUGCAGAGGGGCUACUACAAGCACGCCGACGCGCCCUGAGGGGCCCGGCAGCCCCCCCCGGAGUAGACACUUGAUUUUUGAGAGCACGCCGCCUGUGGACGUGCGACCAACAGGGCUGACCUCUCUGUGACCUCAGAAAGCCAGUAGUUUUUUUUUAUUUUUUUAAAAGG